Molecule: messenger RNA, 4307 nt
Organism: Photinus pyralis (common eastern firefly)
Lineage: Eukaryota; Metazoa; Arthropoda; Insecta; Coleoptera; Lampyridae
Exons: 8
Coding region: 250-4131 (1293 amino acids)
Biological process (GO): centriole elongation; cilium assembly
Cellular component (GO): centriolar satellite; centriole
Source: RefSeq, a predicted model, not a curated record
AUUCAAUAAUCAAUUCUUAUUUUAAUACGGGGUCUUUAAUUGGAUCAAUCCGUCUAAAUUUACAAUUGCGCGAGCUCUGUGUUUCACGAGGUUUCAGCUCCGUACAUUACAUUCCUUUAGUUUAGUUAGUUCGUUGAAGUUAGGUUGGUAGCUUACGCGCAAGUUUUCUGGGUGGAAAACGCUUCGAUUUAAAACACAAAUUUGAAGUUUAUUUUCUUUCCGCAUCGUUAGUGUUUUGUUUACUAAAUUAUGUCCGUAAACAACGAGAAUUUAAGUGCGAGAAGGGCUAGCAUAGUGGAGCAAAUAUUGGAACAAGGUCAGAGGUUAAGAAACGCAAUGGUCAAAUCAAUUUUGGACAACGAUCCGUUUUAUGCUGAUACGGUCCAUACAAACAAAAUUAAGAAUUCAUUAAAGACGACGGCACACUCCAAGGUAACCAAAAAUUUCCAAGAAACAGUUGAAACAAAUGUGAAUGGAAAAAUGUCUGCAGAGAUUUCAAAUGUUUAUUGCGGUUGCGAUAUUUGCAACAUUUAUAAAAGGGAAAUAUCUCUCAGCACGAAAUGCCAACACAUUCCACCGCUACACCUUUUGGAUCGAGGCAAAAGUAAACUUCACAGUUACACUAGUAACGGUUACGACAGCGAGGGAACCGAAUCGACCAUACGUAGGUUAAAUGCGCAAAGUGAUUCCGAUAGUAAAACCCAUUCGGAAGUUCCGAACCCAUCGGAGGAAAUCACCAAAUCAAUUCAGGAGAGUUACCGUACGAAGGCAAUUGAAUAUUUCAAAUACGUAGAUUCGAUGAAAAUAACAAUCCACAGCUUAAGUUUGAAUCCGGCAGGAAAUAAGAAGGCUUUAACUAGCAGUGUCGAUCCGAAGUAUCGUUUGCCAACGAGCGUAAGUCACAGUUACUUUGUCGAGUAUAGCAUUCCCGAUUGUUUAAACAAUACUAUGUCGAAAAGUAAUUCGAAGGUUGACUCGGGUUUGAGUGCCAAUGUAUUUAGGAUAUGUUCGAAAAAGUUACAAAAUGAAGAAAUAUACUUCAAACACACCUCUAUUCAUGACAUCAAUAGUUUGGCGCAAUUUAAUUUAAAAACGAUAGAUAUAAAGUUUCAAGUUAGCAGUAGGACGAUGAAACAAAAACGCGCGAACGUCUUGGGCACGGCAACAUUCAACACGGGUUUAUUCGAAAUAACGAAAAAUGUUUCCUAUACCGAGGACUUUCCAAUUAUUAGCGAAGAUUUCGUUUUCGGAACCCUUAAAAUUACCUUACAGUUGGGUUGUGGUCGAAUGUACUUUGGAAAGGAAUUUGUGGAGUUCAUUGAAACAAAUCGUAAGAAUUCCAUUUCUACAGUUACCCAGAAGACUGACAUGUCGGCGUUGAAUACUCCGUCAACUCAAACGGUGCAUUCUGUUAUAUAUCAGAGUAAACCGAAGGAAGAUUCGUGUAAAUACGAGGACAAUAUGUGCGUCGCACCUCCGAAGCCGAAACCUUUUUUACAAGGCAAUAUUUGCAAGGAAACAUUUUUUGAUAAUGGUUUCGCGUCAAGUACUGGCACUAUGCGGUCAGAGAUAAAAAGCGUUAAGGACGAGAACUUGUAUGAUCCUCAUAAAAAUGUUUCGUUGGAUGUUAGUGAUCAAAAAAUAAUUUUAUAUGGCUUAAUUUAUGUUUCGGAGGCCAAGUAUUUUGAUGGACCUGUAAACUCGUACCUCACUAGUCAAGCGUUUAGUCUUGGUGACACUUUAAGUAGUAGAGUAGUUUAUAACAGUAAAGACCCCGUAUUUAAUUUCUAUCAGAAAGUGCCUUUUUUAUACGACGCAGCGUUUUUGAAGUAUUUACAAAGUAGUGCUAUUAUUAUUGACUUUUGGGAAAGAUACGAUGACGAGGAUGUCGCCAUUGGAACUUCACAACUGUCUCUGUAUCAAUUUUAUGUUACCUAUAGAAAUAGAGUCAUAACAAAUACAUUGUUACAAAAUAGGUUGCCAGUAACGAUAGCGGAUUGGUGGGAACCGAUAUGCAGUCCGAUUAAUGGAAAGUUGUAUGGGCAAAUGAAAGUACUUAUCGCUAUCGGGACGGCCUCUCAGAUUCAGAAUCUCGAAAUAGAAAGAGGUCUAAAGGACGAAUCGCUCUCCGUAACGUACAUUCCCAUUGUGCCCGAAGCCGGUAGCGAAAAGCGCCCAAUUUCAGAUGCACGAAAGUCCAAUGAAGUUGUGAACCAAAGGCCACCUUUGCUCAAGAAAUCCAACUGCGCGAAUAAGCAAUCUCAAAACAAUAAGGAACACGCAAUAACGAAUGGUAGCAAUCGAAAAUCUCCCAAGACUGCGAGCAGCUUGCCUCCGCCUGUAAAUGUUCCGAAAGAUUCCGCCAAGGUAGUUGAUAAGGGUGUCCAAUCUGAUGUAAACAUGGAAGAAAAAAACAAUCAAAACUUGUUGGAAGCAUUUUUAACUCAGCUAAUGGAACAGAAGCAGCAACAAAAAAAUAAGUUCGUCGAAAGUGCAACCAAUACAGACGUGGACAAUAGCAAAAGUGUACCUAAUGAGCGUUUAGACUCCACAGUUACCAAUAAAGUUGAAGGUUCAACUGCCGAAUUACGAAAAACCUCUGACUUGUUAGAUUAUUUAAAAGAUUCGUUGACGUUAGAUUCUUUGACGUUGGACAAGAAGUCGUUAAAUACGGAAAAUGUAUACGAUGAGGACAGUUUUAAAGCGCGCAUAGUAAUUGAAGGGGCUUUGCAUUUACCUUCUAGGCGAAAAUGCAAAGUGAAGAAAUCGCGAAGAAAAAGCCCGGGAGCAGAUGAAUUGUUACCUAGUACUUAUGUUACCUUUGAAACGGUGCCAGGCGCCGAUUUAAAAAUUACGCCGGUUGUUUGCAGAAGUGCCAAUCCUCACUGGGACUACAAGUGUGAUGUAUCACUUCCCGGUGACGUCUUAACGAAUAGUCAAAAGAGAUUAAUAUUUAAAGUGUGGAGGAAGACAAAUGUAAAUGCACCACAGCCCAACUUACAAACUGAUGUUGUGUUGGGGUUUGCAGCUUUAGAUCUGACUGUGCUCACUGCAGGAUUGCCAUCAGUACAAGGAUGGUUUAAUAUUGUAGAUUUUUCUAGUAAAUGCAAUGGCCAAAUAAAGAUACAUAUAACACCAUUGGAAAAUAUAUCAAGGUUUAUGGAGGCGAAGAGUACACCAUCAUCCUACCGCGUCGACAGCUCUGAUUCUUCAGUUAAUAAACUCGCGAAGUCACAUAAAAAUGUUGUUUCAUCAGCACUUGUCGAUAUCGAGGAAUCUCCGGGAGAGUUAUUGGGUCGAACCUUAAAACGUAAAUUCACAGAGCUGGAAGAAAUAACGCAGAGAUUGCGCACCAGAUUGGCAGAUGUAACGAAAGAUGAUUCGGACGCGUCGAACGACGAUUUUGCGGACGAGUUCGACAGAGACAUCAACACGCUGUCGGUGGAAGAGGAUUACAAUAUGCUCGAUUUGAGUACGUCGGAACUUACUAGUGAUUUAAAUCUUCAGCCAUUUUCGCGAGUUGAAAAUGAUACAAGUAAUUAUUUGCUGAAGGAAUUUAAGCGAAGCGACGCGCCGUCGAUUUAUUCCAAGGGAAUAUUCCAAAGCGAAUCAUUUCCAAAAGGAGCAUUAAGCGAUAGUGCCUAUGGUUCAGUUUCUCAACGGUAUACCGACAGUCCGAUAGUUUUGGAUACAUUAGAUGUAAAUUAUUCAAACCAAAUACUUACGCCAAGGGAUAAACAAUUAAUUGCGGGAAAGCAACAAAUUAACACUUUGCUAGAAAAACUCUCCCUAUUAACCGGAGGCGGAGGAGAUAAUACCUUUUCCAGUCGUUAUGUCUCUGGAUGCUCGGUCAAUCAAGAAAGUGAAGCAACUGUACAUGCUGCCAAAAUAACUCAACCUGCAAGUGGUUUUAAUUUAGAUUCCAUUUUGAAUCCAGAGCUCUUUGAUCGUUUGUGUUCUGAUAAUGUAUCUUCAACUAGUUUGCCUGAAUCAAAUGCAACCGAAACCCACAAUGGAUCUAGUAGUACAAGCAUAUUAACGCAAUGCUCAAAUCUAAGACAAGCUCCCGAUGGUGCUGGAAAUUUUAGUACCAGUAUUAGCAGCACUACAAAUUCUCUCAAUUUGAAUUAGAUAAGUAUUUCAGUGCAAUAAUGUAGGGUAGGAGUACUAAUUUUAUUAGAAAUGUUUGUAGGUAUAUAUAAUUUUAAACGUAUUGUGAUCUCAAGCUAUUUAUUUGUAUAUUUUAAACUAACACCAAUUUCUAUUUAAAUAAAUCGUCAUGGUAAUUUUAUGCAAAAGCAUUAAUU